CCUCCGUGUGUGUUGAUGCUGGUCAGCUGCUGGCAGCCUGUGGAGAGAAACGCCAACCAGCAGCAGCAGCAGCAGCUGAUGAGGAUGAUGGAAGAAGAAACAGGAACCGAGCCGAUGUGAAGGAUGCUGCUGCUGCUGUGAGGCGAACCGGACCGAGUUUCCACACCCUCCGCUUUUUUAAUUUUUUUUUUUAAAUCCGCGUCAGCGUCAGCUACACUUGCCGUGGAUGGUUUUCUCGAUGGGUUGUGGAGGGAGUCGGGCGGACGCGAUAAUCGAGCCGAGGUACCAUGAGAGCUGGACCAGAGAAACAGAGUCGACAUGGCUCACGAACACGGACGUUGAACCCCCCGUUUCGGUCCCGAGCAGUAAAGCUGUGGAGGCCGGUCUGAAGGAGAAAAGGAUGGUGACAACAGGAACCCAAUGUGGGAAGCAGGCCAUCACCACCAAUGGCUCCAACCACCAGAGAAGACCGAGGCGCUCCUUGACUGAUGGACAGUGCUGUGAAAAACAAAGUACCCGCGACUCCAAAAGAGGAGCAUCGAAGGAGGCCAGCGCUUUGUCAAAGGACGGCCAGUCUGUCAGUGUCAACAGCCCUGGAACUCCUGAACCAGAGACCGCCUGCGACGAGAGAUGAGAGGAGAGCUGCAACACUGUGAGGAGGCAAAUUGGCUAGGCUGCAAGAAUAUUUAAUCACACAGCAGGGCAAGGACUUGCAGACGUGUCCGGAUGUUCUUUGCUUGUGACUUUGUGCUGCUCUGGCUCCUGAAGGCAGCGAUUCACCAAACAGGGCGCCUGCUUACGUCUCCACCCAAAGACCUCGAGAUGCUGCAUUGCUGUUGCAUGUGUGAGGAAGACAGUGGGAACCAAACACCAUGCUUUUUCCUCCAUGCUCAUAGUACCAGUCAGGGAAAGUGUCACUGUGUUAAGACAGUUCGAAGAAGAGAAAAAACAACAUUUGAAAAGGAAAGAUUGCCCCAUAUGCACAGUACGAUCUCAAUCUGCACAUCAGAUGUGCUCUGUGUCGGGGCUUCCUUAAGAAUUCGCUUUUGUUCUUUGUGCAAAUAUUUUGUUGUUGGAUUGUGCUAUUUCAGCCCAGUCAGUGCAGUGAGUAAUUUUAAUAAAAAAAACCCAACAACCUUUAAGUGCUGUUUAAGUGCUGAGAUUGGGGUGUCUGAAGCUUGAAUGCUAAAGACGUUCUUCUUCAGCCUUUGCAAGAUAAACAAAACAAAACAAAAACAAAAAACUACACCUGCAUGUGCCUACAAUUCCUCUUAAUUUGAACGGAACUAUUUUAUUUUUAUUUUUUUAUUUGUUCUGUAUACUGUGCUGUAUGGUUCUGUUUUAGUCUCUAUUUUGUGUUUAGUGGAAAAUGGUAUUAUUUACAACAAUACAAUGUAUAACAUUGUUGGGGCUCACACUGAUCUGCAUGUGGACAUCUGUAAUAUACUGGUAAGCCAUUGGACUUCAAAGUAUUUUAGAUAAUAAGAACUCAUGAAAUAAACUCAGGAGGUCGGAGAAGAUGCGGCAGUGCAGUAACCAAACUACUGACCAGCAGAUGGCGAUGUUGAACACCUGAUGCUGGAGAAGGCUGACAAGAUUCAGGUGGAAGCUGUGAUGCUCAGCUGGGUUUGAAUGUAAAUAAAAGACAAUCUGUUGGUUAUGACUUCAGCCGGACUUGACAAGGUAUGCCUGGUUUUUCUCAAGAAUUUUAAUUAUCAACUCAGUCACACGGCACUUAUGUUUCAAAACAAAGUUGUGAAACAACAAGAAAACAGUGUCACAUCUGAAGUUCAUUGGUCACAAAAAUAAAAUGUAUAUGUCAGAAAAAAAAACAUAAGAACAAUUUUACAUCGCGAUGCUACCACCUGAAUGGAGCAUCAGAGAAAAAAAAAUAAAGGCAACUAUUUUGUUUCAGUAUCACUGGGCAACCACACACUGGUGUUCUUGAAAAUAUACAACUAACCAAGAUUAGAGUGAAAAUAUAGCUUGCAUUCUUUAUUUGAAGCUUUGGUGACGUGCUAAAGAAAGUCACCUCGCAAAUCUACCUAAAAGUAUAAAGUUGAUGAAUGGAUUGAUUGAUUAGUGAUGUGUUUAGUCGUUGAGGCCCAAAGGUCCCACAUUAAGUUAACCUUCCUUCAUCUCCCUUCAAAUUAAACUGAGAUGAAUAAAUACAUUUGUGAUUAUCUGUAUCAUUUUUGGAGAUGAUAAAUAAAUAAAUAAAUGAACAAGUA
Messenger RNA from Poeciliopsis prolifica (blackstripe livebearer), 2231 nucleotides. RefSeq names its product brain and acute leukemia cytoplasmic protein. Lineage: Eukaryota; Metazoa; Chordata; Actinopteri; Cyprinodontiformes; Poeciliidae. Gene Ontology annotation, cellular component: cytoplasm. The transcript has 3 exons. The coding region runs from base 227 to 634 and encodes 135 amino acids. The record is from RefSeq and is a predicted model, not a curated record.